Messenger RNA from Megalobrama amblycephala (Wuchang bream), 6706 nucleotides. RefSeq names its product neuronal tyrosine-phosphorylated phosphoinositide-3-kinase adapter 1. The transcript has 7 exons. Gene Ontology annotation, biological process: phosphatidylinositol 3-kinase/protein kinase B signal transduction; neuron projection morphogenesis. Bases 835 to 3825 code for a protein of 996 amino acids. Lineage: Eukaryota; Metazoa; Chordata; Actinopteri; Cypriniformes; Xenocyprididae. The record is from RefSeq and is a predicted model, not a curated record.
CUGCUAACAUCUUGGUGCCAGAUACCUCAACACACCUUCAGGGGUCUAGUGGAGUCCAUGCCUUGAUGGGUCAGGGCUGUUUUGGCAGCAAAAGGGGGACCAACACAAUAUUAGGAAGGUGGUAAUAAUGUUAUGACUGAUCAGUGUACAACACACAUAUAUACACUCACUGGCCACUUUAUUAGGUACACCUCACUAGUAUCGGGUUGGACACCCUUUUGCCUUAAUUCUUUGUGGUAUAGUUUCAACAAGGUGCUGGAAACAUUCCUUUUUGGUCCAUAUUGACAUGAUAGCAUCACGCAGUCGCUGCAGGUUUGUUGGCUGAACAUCUAUGAUGCGAAUCUCCUGUUCCAGCACAUUCCAAAGAUGCUCUAUUGGAUUGAGAUCUGGUGACUGUGGAGGCCAUUUGAGUAUAGUGAACUCAUUGACAUGUUCAAGAAACCAGUUGAGAAACCAGCUCAAGAUGAUUUAAGCUUUGUGACAUGGUACGUUAUCCUGCUAGAAGUAGCCAUCAGAAGAUGGACAUGGUCAGCAACAAUACUCAGGUAGGCUGUGGUGUUUAAAUGAUGCUUAACUGGUACUAAGGGGCCCAAAGUGUGCUAAGAAAAUAUCCUUCACACCAUUACACCACCAGCAGUCUGAACCGUUGAUACAAGGCAGGAUGGAUCCUUGUUUUCAUGUUGUCUAAGCCAAAUACUGACCCUACCAUCUGAAUGUUGGAGCACUCAUCAGACCCGGCAGCGUUUUUCCAAUCUCCAAUUGUCCAAUUUCGGUAACUGGGACAGGGGAAAGCUUUAAAAUACCUUCUUCUGCUCCUGAUUGGUUCUCUAUACCAUGAGCUCUGGCUCCGCCCAGGAUGUGGCGGUGGAGAAUUUCCUGCGUGACAUAGAGAGGCGGGGCCAGUGGCUGCACUGCGCUGUUAUUGGCUGUGAGGAGGAGCAUCCCCGUGGCGACAUGAACCUGUUGUACCGCAAGAGUCGACUGGACUGGAGACACAGAGAUCAGGAGGGCAAGAAAAGCUCCAGCUAUAAAGAUGCCUCCUCUGCAACAGUCGGGAAGGUUCGGGAUCUGGCGUCAUUUCGGCGUCAUUUCCGAAUGGGAUUUAUGACGAUGCCAGCGUCUCAGGACCUGUCGCCUCAUUCUUGUGCGGCUGCCAUGGCCCCACGCUCUCAAUCCUGCCAUGCCGUGGGCACCGGUGAGGGAGAGGAGCUAGAGAACGGAUAUUAUCCAGACUCAGACCCCCAAAACCAGUCAAAUCCAUCCCGCUGCCCCCCAGCCAAGCCUAAACGCCACCCCAAUACUCGUCUCAGCUCUACGGCCCAGCAGGAGCAUCCUUCCCGUGGGGUCCAUGCACCACCUGACACUCCGCCACCUCCACCUCCCAAUCACCCACCCAAACACCCAGAGAAGCGGAAUGCAAUGAAAAAAUCUGAUUCAGGUGAAAUGUCAGGACGGAAGGUUCCUCCAUUGAAGCCCAAACGGAGUCCAAGCACACAGCUCUCCUUUGACCCUCCACCCCCACGGGUCCCGCCCCCAACCACACCACUUCCCUUCCAGAGCUCUGAGCCCUCACCACGCGAUGAGGGUGGAGAUGACGAGCCAGUUUACAUCGAGAUGGUGGGCCAGGUCUUCACCCGAGAGACUCACAGUGCCCCGACUCCUCACCCACUCACGCCCUCCGCCACCACGCCUGAUUCUGACUCAGACCAAGGAGAGGCCAUUUAUGAAGAGAUGAAGUACCCCCUACCAGACGACGCGGCUCGAGAAGCCCACCGCCGCUUGCCACUCAAACAUGAGCGUAUGAAGUCCUCUAAAGCGUACCACUCCUCCAUCAUCUCGUCCUCCUCGUCCUCCACCUCUUCCUCGCUCCCGCGCCCUUCUUCCUCCUCUCCCGCCUGCUCCUCCUCCAAGCCUAAAGCUACCGUCUCCAUUUCUCACUCCUCUCCUCUGCCUUCAUCCUGCUCCUCUGCAUCAUCCACUCCAGUACCCCAAGUCCUCUCCUCCUCACCACACCCUCCCCGUGCUCCUACACCCUUCCUGCUUCCAGGGUCCAAGCCUGAACAUGAGCCCAGCUCCAGUAAGAUCCCGGCACCCUUCCCUAACUUGCUCCAACACAAGCCUCCUCUCCUGGCUUUUCCCCAGCCGGCCGCUGCCUCUAGUGGGGUAGGGGCUCAACACAAGUCCAGUUCGGCCAAGAUCAGUGUGCAAUCAGCCUCCAGCCUGCCAACAUCUACCAGCACCUCCUCCAGCACAAGCUCCACCAGCACUUCCAAAGAGUCCUCUGGAGUCGAGAAAGAACGAGAGAAGGAGAGGAGGGAAGGACAGCUGGGGCCGACACCGGGACUCAGAGCCCGCAGUCAUUCCACUCCUCUUCCUCCAUCAUCAAAGUCAUCCUCUCCAUAUUCGCACCAUCAUCAUCAUCACCACCCUCACCACAGGCCUUCCCACUAUCACCAUUACCGCAAGCCUGAGAAAGAGAUGUCAUCAGCGGGCAAGGGGUCAGGACAGUCCUCCACCCAGACGCAAACACAACCUAAGGAGGGCAAGUCUGUCAGCUUCCUGCUCAAGUCCGAAAAAUCUGAAAGGGACCGAGAGAGGGAUCGUGAUCGAGAGAGAGACCUGAGCACGCCAUCAUCCAGUCAUUCUGAUGCCCCCUCCUCAAACACAUACACACACACUUCUCAAACUGGCACGAGCACCACUCCAACCCCGAGUCAGUCGUCAUCGUCCACAGCAGCCACGCCACCUUCCUCCUCAUCUUCCUCCACUCAGCGCCCUCCGUCUCGCUCUCACAUGCACCGGUCACACACCCCGCACUUGUCUCAUGGCCUUCCUGCUUACAAACCUCCCCACUCUGACAGCCCCUUGCUCUGGACCUACCCCUCGGUUGGCUUCCGCCGACCGCCUGCCUACGAUAGCUUGCGAGGGGGCUCGCAGUUGCCAUCCUUGCACACAGACCCCACUAAAACUGGAUCUGCAGCCCAGGCAUUGCAGGCCAAGGCUGGGUUCAUUCCCUGGGAGAGUGCAGCUGCCUUGGGGCUCACAGAAGAACAGGCUUACUGGCCUAUGCACAGAAAAUUAUCAUUCAGUCAUGGGAGUCGAGACACUGAGAAGGACGACGGAGGUGUGUGGAAUGGCAGUGCAGAUGCUCUUUUGAGAAGAGAGAAGGAUGACCUAGCAGCCAUGCGGGGUGGUGGACACUCUGGAAUACCUGUGCGGGCAACAGGGAGACACAGCGAGAGCUUGGCUGGGGCAGAUGGACCACCAGGGUUGAGAGGACUGAUACGAGCGGGACUGCCCUUACCCUGCCAAACCUUCCCUGCAUGCCGCAAUGGUGAGUUGGGUCGCCUUGGCAGGUCUUCCUCCACAUCAGGAGUGAGACAAGCGGGAGUUGACGUUCAAAGGCAGAGCAGCCUGCCGGCCAGAGAAGCACUCAACCAGUUCCACUCUCUCUCGCAGGUUCAGUCUCAGGCUCCCUGCAGUCCGUCACUAAGCCGGCAGCAGCAGUACCAGCACCAGCAGCAGAUCCAGCUCCAGUUCCAGCAGCUGGCUCAGCUCGCCGCACAGGCCCAGGCUCCCAUCAGCGCGGGCACAGCCGGCACCUCUGCAGCUCCGGCCCAGCGUGACGGCAAGCUCCUGGAGGUGAUCGAGAGAAAGCGCUGCCUGUGUAAAGAGAUUAAGGCUCAUCGCCGGCCAGAUAAAAGCUUAUGUAAGCAGGACAGUAUGCCUAUUUUACCCAGCUGGAGGAGAACGCCAGAGCCCCGCAAGACUGGAACGCCGCCCUGCCAGAGGCCGCAGGCUGUGGUGUGGGACACGGCCAUCUGACCGAGGUAGAGAGAGGAAAGGCUAGGAAAUAUGAAAGUCAUGACUGAUAGAGACAGAGUGAGCGGAAAUCUUUUCUUUUCUUUUUUUCUUUUUGGUGUGAAAAGACAAAAUUGGAAUUUCGGGGGAAAUGAGAGAAGAGGCCUUUGAGUGAAGAGAUUAAAAUAAAACUGGAAAAACAAAGUGAGACUGUUUUGCCAAGAGAGAAUAGCAUGAUUUAGAUUAAAUCUCUCUGUAGAAGCAGGAGAAAAAAUUUGUUCACAGAGUGUUUAUGUGCCAUAUAAGUGCAGCAGCCACACACACACUGGAGUUUGAACUCUCUCUGACCUGCUGCAAAAAUAACCUGUGCUGCUGAGUUUACAACCUUUUUGAAACACACUGGAAAUCUUUGGAGCAUCGUAACGUUCGUACUCUAAAUAUAAUCAAUUAGCGAGGAGAAUAGACAUGCUUUUUCCUCCUAGGAUCGAAGAAAUGAUCAAAACUUGAUGCGUAAAGAAUGAAGAGACGCUGAAAGAUCAUAGCGGGGCUUUUCUUCAUAUCAUAAACUCUCUGUGACUUUGAGCUUGUGUGUUUUUACUGACCAGAUUUACUCAGUUAUGCUGCUGUUUCCUGGGCAUCCACUAGACUGAUGUUUUUUUACAUUCCAGAGGAGUGUCGGAAUGAGUGCGUGCGUGUGUGUGUGUGUGUGUGUGCGUGUGUGUGUGUGUGUGUGUGUGUGUGUGUGUGUCAUGGUGAACUUUGUAAUUGUAUCUUUGCAUUAGAGGCAUGUGAGGUUGGAAGUAGACCAGAGACGAGAGGAAAUUCAGACACACAGAGAACAAAAUUGCAAGGAAUACAGGGAAACAUUAAUAAAAUACAAAAUUCGACAUAUGUAUACACAGAAAAAGUCAAACUCUUGUUACACAUUCAGACAUGAUGAAGGAAACAGUGAUGAAGUGCUGUGUGGUACUGUCGUAGAUUGUAGAAGAGAUCCAUUUUAAGUGUAAUUACUGCCUAUUGAUUGAGUGCCAAUUUGCUGAGUGCAAUGACGCGUGUGUCUGUGUAUCUGGGGAGUAUAAGAAAAGAUGUUCAGCAGAAGUUGCGUGACCUUUGUAGCAAUAUUUGUUAAAGCAGGAAACUGAUCAUUUGGCCCAGUCCAAUACAAAAUCACAAAGAUAACCAAGAACGCCUAGGUCAGAUCCGCAUUGCAAGAGCAAAUCAGUUGUUGAAAUUUACUUGAUGAAAAUAGCAACCAAUAAGAUCACAGGAUGAGCUUCAUUACAAAAACUAUCAUAGGAAAGAGAGUGAGUAUCGAUGCAUGGGCUGCGUUAACACAAGGUGUCAUUGUAUUCACCUAAAAACUGUCGAACCACCAUAUUUAUGCAUCUGUUUACAAUUAAUCUGUAUCUGAGCAUAUCUGAAGCUAACAUCCAACUGUACUUUUCAGUCCUUUUGGCAGCACAGUCACAUAUGUCAAUCAACUGGGGUUGCCAUAACGUUUAAUAACAUAUAGUUACAUAUAUAAAAGGUCCUUGUCAGUUUUAUCUUAAGUACAGUAAGACUGAGCAAUCCAGUCACCCUGAGAAUAAAACAAACGAAAAAAAAAAAAAACUUUCCACACUGUCCAAUGCUCAUGUACACAUGCAUAUACACACAAACGCACACACUCGCAGCGCCCUAUUGGGAAAAAUGAACAUGCAGGGGCGCUCCUCAGACCGAUGUUGGAACUUUCCGCACAAAACAAAGCGAACCACAUGACAUUAAGAUAAAAAAAACACACACACACACAAGUGUUAAAAUCUGUAAAAUAAACAUGUACAACUGUAUUGAUUAUGUAGCAAUUAUUUCCACUUUCAUACUUGUAAUCAAUAAAUAUAUUGUAGCAUAUAAUGUAUAAAAGUACAAGGUGUUUAAUUGUUUUAUAAAGAAAUUUAGUAGUUUUAUCUGUGGCUACCUGUCUACACUGUACUGAAUGGACCGCUGAAAGGCGAGCCCUCUCUACUAAAGGCACAGUCUCAGACACACACACUCACACACACCAGUGUUUUUCCAGCUAGUGUCAUGCAAGUCCCUUUAAGCAACUCUGAUCGCAUUCAUACCCUCAUGAACACACUCCACCUGGCUCGUUGGAAUAUCAGUUGGAUAUUUUUGAAGUACUUCUGCUGCUAUACUGAAUUUCUACUUUUGCCUACAUAUCCCUCACUGCUGUUAUUUCAUUUCUCUUGUUCAUUCUUUUGACUGCUCUAUAAUUUUUUUAUGUUUUACUUUUUGGAUGCAAUGGAGUUUUGGGGAGUGGAUCCUUUUGUAACUGUUGGCAAUUGAAUGUUUCUCAGUUGUUGUUGUGGUUGUAUUUAAAAGUUGUUGUUAUUUUUUGAAUAGUUAACAGCACCGACCUGUACAGUUCUCACCCUGGCAACACUACUGUAAACGCGAUGACAACAUUUGCAGUGAUGUCGCCAAGGGUUUGACACGUUGUCACCACGACACCGGGGUUUCACUACAAUACCUGGGUGGCCAUUUGAAAUACAGUCUUUAUCAAACAGUACGGAGGACCACAGUAGAGGAGGGCUGGUGCAAUGCAUGCUGGGAAUUCUUGACGGAUUCCCUUAAAGAUUCAGUUCAAGGUUGGGCUGCGUCCCAGUCUAUAUAAAUUGUGCCCAGUUUGUACUUCAGAUAUACUAAAUAAUCAUCUAGUGGCAAUUUAUUAAGAUGAAAAGGGUAACUUAAGUAUUAUUGGGUAAACUAGUUUACAGAAACUGUCGGCUUUGCGUGUCUACAUAAACGGUGGCCAUAUUAUGAGUGCCAUAAUAUAUUGGUAUGGUAAGAUACGGUGUACCUUGGAAUCACUGUAGUGCUAUAUUUGCAUUGAUAUCGUCAUGAAAUAAAUUUUAUAUGAUGAACAUAA